AUGCCUGAGGACUGCCAGUGGAUAGCCCGGCGGUCCGAUCUUCCAGCCCAAGCAUCACAGGAUCCCAGCCCCAGCCUUCAAGCGGCCACAACCGGAGCCCCGCCCACCUUGCAGAUUCAUGCAGAAAAUAAAUGCUGUGGUUAUUUUAAUAAGCAAUUACGUCUGGGGGUGGUUUGCUAUGCAGCACAAAGCAGCCCCAGCGCGCGCCAGGGCCCCUCGCCGCGGCGGGGAGCGGCGGAGUGCGCGGCGCGGCGUCUGUCCCGCGUGGCCCCCAGUCCUCAGGCCCCGAGCGCGGCGGGCGGGAUCGGGCGGGGGCGGGGGUGGGAAGAGGAGUGGGGACGUGCUCCCGAGCCCCGCGCUAAUGGCCUCCGGCAGCGGUCGGCGCGGGGCCGCGUCCGCUCCGCGCCGCCCGGCACCGUCCCCGCCCCGGACUUGGCCCCAGCCCCCUGGGCGCCGCCACUGCCGGAGCGCCGAGGCGAACGCGCCGGGCCGGGGCCGGCUGGAGAGCGGGACUGGAGCCCGGGCGCCCUGAAGUUUGGGAAGGAAAGAAGAGAAAGCGAAGGAGGCGCUCGGCGCUCGCACUCCGCGGCCCGCCGCCUCCCGGCUCUCCCGCAGGCGAGCUUCCUUAAUUGCGCGCCUGCCCCGCGGACUUCCUGGGCCGAUGCGACAGCCGGGAGGAGACCGCUCUGCGACCCGCCGGAGGGCGGACCCGCCAGGACCUGGGGGCUGACUUUACGGGCAGAAGGCAGUUCGCGCCCGUGUCCACGAGAGCUGAGCGCCAGUUCACCCCAGGAGCUCCGGAGGCAGGACAGAGCGGGCCCCGCCGGCGUGGGUGGGCGGGAAGGGGGAGGCCCCGACUUCCAAAAAGCCGUCUCUCACCUUCGGCAAGCCCGCCCAGUCGCUCUGGCCCGCGCCGCCCCGCUUCCAGGUGUUCCCACGGCCCGCGCCUCCCCGCCCCGGGCCCUCCCCCCGGCUUCGGGCAGGUUCAAUCCCCAGAGCCGGCCCCACGCCCGCAUCCUCCUCCCACUCCGUCCCGGGCCGCCGCCGCUAAAACCCGAGGCUCCCCGGUGGAACUGCCUUCUCCUCUCGGGUCCGGGGCGGGCUCUGAGCGCUCCUGCAAAGACCCAAGGUGUUAAGUCUCCAGGGGAGCCCUGA
Messenger RNA from Callorhinus ursinus (northern fur seal), 1155 nucleotides. The record is from RefSeq and is a predicted model, not a curated record. Lineage: Eukaryota; Metazoa; Chordata; Mammalia; Carnivora; Otariidae.